AUGGGUAUUAUUGAAAACUGUUCCACUGAUGAGGUCAAAUUAAUACCUGUGGUCUAUGCUGAUGAUACUCUGGUGAUACUGGCUGGUGAAGAUGUUCAAGCUGUGGUUGAUGCUGUGGGCAGGCUCCUGGACAAUCUGGCUCAACAUCUUCCUGCCCUUGGUCUUAACAUUAGUGAGGAGAAGAGUGUUCUCUUGGGUGAUAAAACCUUCGUAGAACGGUAUGAUCAUAUCCGGGGUAUAAAAGUCAGGCCGGCUAUUGGCUACCUGGGUAUGAGAUUAACCCUUGGUGGCUCUUGGUUGCCUCACUUCGAGGAGGCAGUGGCUCGAGCUAGAAGAGAGAUUGAGAUGUGCCGACGUCUUGUAGGGAAAGAGGGUUGUUCAACACUCAGUCCUAGAGGACCGUCCUCUGAGGACGGGAG
Messenger RNA from Perkinsus marinus ATCC 50983, 419 nucleotides. RefSeq lists its product as hypothetical. Lineage: Eukaryota; Perkinsozoa; Perkinsida; Perkinsidae. The record is from RefSeq and is a predicted model, not a curated record. The annotation marks the transcript as partial. The transcript has a single exon.